Messenger RNA from Gadus morhua (Atlantic cod), 7095 nucleotides. It is a transcript of the gene trpm7, whose product is annotated as transient receptor potential cation channel, subfamily M, member 7. Gene Ontology annotation, cellular component: plasma membrane. Gene Ontology annotation, biological process: protein phosphorylation; monoatomic cation transmembrane transport; protein tetramerization. The record is from RefSeq and is a predicted model, not a curated record. The transcript has 40 exons. Gene Ontology annotation, molecular function: protein serine/threonine kinase activity; calcium channel activity; ATP binding. Lineage: Eukaryota; Metazoa; Chordata; Actinopteri; Gadiformes; Gadidae. Bases 467 to 6226 code for a protein of 1919 amino acids.
UGUGUGUGGUAUAUCAUUGAGGUCUCUGCCCUUCCACUAAUCCUCUACCCGCCCUACCCCCCUCUGUUUUUGUUCCUGAAUCCAGUAUAAUAUCCAGGUUGUCCCAGACACAUUCAUCAGGCCCCUCGGUAGCUUCUUACAGAUUAACAGCCAGGGAGUCAGGAGCCGACACGCUAACCUCGCACUCAUCGCUCAGCCUCUAACUAAAGCCGCUUCUGAACCCAGCCGCUGCGGAGCUCACUCUGAGACCUGCGCUGAAGCUGUUCAGGAGGACCUACAAUCGCAGCGGGACCCAGCAGGCAGAGAACACUAGUGGUAUAGCGGCGGGGUGUAACAACGGGGUCUUGUCGUGAAGAGCCAGCGUGUCGGAGGCUGUGGUGACGGUGGUCUUGUUGGGUAGAUCUAACGUGUCGCUGAGGCUGUGGUGACGGUGGUUUUGUCCGGGCACUGCUGGCCGGUCCCGGUUAUGUUCCUGUACAAAGCCCUUAAACACAGAGAUGAAGAGGAGGACGCCGAGUCCCAGAAACCCUGGAUAGAAAGCACUUUCACCAAGAGGGAAUGUGUGUACAUCCUGCCAGUGUCCAAAGACCCCCACAGAUGCCUGCCAGGAUGCAAGAUCUGCCAGCAGCUGGUGCGGUGCUGCUGCGGCCGCCUGGUCCGGCAGCAUGCCGGCUUCCCCGCCAGCCUGGCCGUCCGCUACUCGGACGGGCGGCUGGGUGACGACCCAGACCGCAGCGCGGGGGAGCCCCAGGAGUGGGCGGUGGACCGGCACACAGAGGAGAGCCCAACCGACGCCUACGGGGUCGUCAACUUCCAGGGGGGCUCCCACUCCUACAGGGCCAAGUACGUGCGUCUGUCCCACGACUCGCCCCCGGAGCACGUCCUGCGCCUCAUGCUGAGGGAGUGGCAGAUGGAGCUGCCCAAGAUCCUCAUCUCGGUCCACGGGGGCAUCCAGAACUUCGAGCUGCACCCGCGCAUCAAGCAGGUGGUGGGGAAGGGGCUGAUCAAGGCGGCCGUCACCACCGGGGCCUGGAUCCUAACCGGGGGGGUCAACACGGGUGUGGCGAAACACGUUGGCGAUGCGCUGAAGGACCACUCCACCAGGUCCUCCAAGAAGAUCUGCACUAUCGGCAUCGCUCCCUGGGGGGUGAUCGAGAACCGGAACGACCUCAUUGGAAGAGACGUGAUCGCUCCGUACCAGACGCUGCUGAACCCCCUCAGUAAGCUCAACGUCCUCAACAACUCCCACUCCCACUUCCUGCUGGUGGAUGACGGGACGGUGGGGCGCUACGGGGCGGAGGUACAGCUGCGCCGGCAGCUGGAGAAACACAUCAACCUGCAGAGGAUCCACGCCCGCAUUGGGCAGGGGGUCCCGGUGGUGGCCCUGAUCCUGGAGGGGGGCCCCAACGUGAUCCUGACGGUGCUGGACUACCUGCAGGAGAGCCCCGCCGUGCCUGUGGUGGUGUGUGAGGGGACGGGCCGCGCCGCCGACAUCCUGGCCUACAUCCACAAGCAGACGGAGGAGGGAGGAGGCCUUCCUGAUGGUGUGGAGGCUGACAUCAUCGCCACCAUCAAGAAAACCUUCAACUUCAGCCACAGCGACGCCAUCCACCUCUUCCAGACGCUCAUGGAGUGCAUGAAGAGCAAAGAGCUGAUCACUGUUUUCCACCUCAGCUCUGAGGACCACCAGGACAUUGACGUGGCCAUCCUCAGAGCGCUGCUCAAAGGAACAAACGCCCUGGCCUUCGAUCAGCUGGUCCUGACGCUGGCCUGGGACCGCGUGGACAUCGCCAAGAACCACGUCUUUGUGUACGGGCAGCAGCUCCUGGUUGGUUCUCUGGAGCAGGCCAUGCUGGAUGCCCUGGUGAUGGACAGGGUGGACUUUGUGAAGCUGCUCAUAGAGAACGGGGUCAGCCUCCACCGCUUCCUCACCAUCCAACGGCUGGAGGAGCUCUACAACACGAAACAGCCUUCGAACAACCCCACCCUGCUCCACCUGGUCAGGGAUGUCAAACAGGGUAAUCUGCCCCCAAACUAUAAGAUCACCUUGAUUGACGUGGGCCUGGUAAUUGAGUUCCUCAUGGGCGGGACUUACAGGUGCAACUACACCAGGAAACGGUUCCGGACCAUAUACAACAGCCUGCACGGCAGCAACCGGAGAUCGGGGCGCCACAUGGCGGGCUCCGGUUCUCACCUGAGGAACAGCCACGAGACCUUCAGCAUCCAGGCGGACAAGAAGGAGAAGACCAGACACAGCCACUUCAUUAAGACCGCCCAGCCAUACAAGCCCAAGCCAGAAGUUUCCACAGAGCAGAACAAGAAGAGGAGCAAGGAGGAGAUGGUGGACAUCGACGACCCCGAGACGCGGCGCUUCCCCUACCCCUUCAACGAGCUGCUGGUGUGGGCCGUUCUGAUGAAGAGGCAGAAGAUGGCGCUGUUCUUCUGGCAGCACGGGGAGGAGAACAUGGCCAAGGCGCUGGUGGCCUGCAAGCUCUGCCGCUCCAUGUGCUUCGAGGCCAAGAAGAGCGACCUGGUGGACGACACUUCUGAGGAGCUGAAGGAGUACUCCAAUGAGUUCGGCACGCUGGCCGUGGACCUGCUGGAGGAGUCUUUCCGCCAGGACGAGACCAUGGCCAUGAAGCUGCUCACCUACGAGCUGAAGAACUGGAGCAACUCCACCUGCCUGAAGCUGGCUGUGUCCUCCCACCUGCGGCCCUUCGUGGCUCACACCUGCACCCAGAUGCUGCUGUCGGACAUGUGGAUGGGAAGGCUCAACAUGCGCAAGAACUCCUGGUACAAGGUGAUCCUGAGUAUGCUGGUUCCUCCUGCCAUCCUGCUGUUAGAGUACAAGUCCAAGGCAGAGAUGGCCCACAUCCCUCAGAGCCAGGAUGACCACCAGAUGACCAUGGAGGACAGCGAGCACAACUUCCACCAUAUGGCCGACGACAUCCAGAUGGACGUGUUUAAAGAAGCCAGGUCACAUGACACCACAGAGGUGAAGAAUGACACUGAGACCCACCCCCGCUCCAGGAAGCUGCCCCUGACCAGGAAGAUCUACGCCUUCUACCAUGCCCCCAUCGUCAAGUUCUGGUCCAACACGCUCUUCUACCUGGCCUUCCUGAUGUUCUACUCCUACGUGGUGCUGGUGAAGAUGCCCGAGUGGCCGUCUCCCCAGGAGUGGGUGGUCAUCCUCUACAUCUUCACCUCCGCCGUGGAGAAGAUCCGCGAGAUGUUCAUGUCGGAGGCGGGUAAGAUCAGCCAGAAGAUCAAGGUGUGGUUCAGCGACUACUUCAACGUGUCCGACUUCCUGGCCAUCGUCACGUUCUUCGCGGGCUUCGGGCUGCGGCUGGCGGGGGGCGAGGCCUUCGUCCCGGGCCGGACGGUGUACUGCCUCAACAUCGUCUUCUGGUACGUCCGCCUGCUGGACAUCCUGGCCGUCAACCAGCAGGCAGGGCCCUACGUCAUGAUGAUCGCCAAGAUGGUGGCCAACAUGUUCUACAUCGUGGUGAUCAUGGCCAUCGUUCUCCUGAGUUACGGCGUUCCCAGGAAAGCCAUCCUGUACCCGGAUGAGGAUCCCAGCUGGACGCUGGCCAAAGACGUGGUGUUCCAGCCGUACUGGAUGAUGUAUGGUGAAGUAUACGCGUACGAAAUCGAUGUGUGCGCCAACAACAGCGACCCCUCGGUCAAGAAGCUAUGCACCACCAGCGUGUGGCUCACCCCCCUGCUGCAAGCCGUCUACCUCUUCGUCCAGUACAUCCUGAUGGUCAACCUCCUCAUCGCCUUCUUCAACAACAUCUACCUGCAGGUGAAGUCCAUCUCCAACCUGGUGUGGAAGUACCAGCGCUACCACUUCAUCAUGGCCUACCAUGAGAAGCCCGUCCUGCCGCCGCCCUUCAUCCUGCUCUGCCACGUCUUCUCCCUCUUCUACUGCAUGUGUCGCAAGAGGAAGAAGGAGAGCACCUACGGCCCCAAGCUGUUCCUCACCGAGGAGGACCAGAAGAAGCUGCAUGACUUCGAGACGCAGUGUCUGGAGACCUACUUCCACGAGAAGGACGACGAGUUCCACUCGGGGAGCGAGGAGCGAAUACGAAUCACCUCGGACCGCGUGGAGACCAUGGGCAUCCAGCUAAAGGAGGUGGGCAACAAGGUGAACUUCAUCAAGCGCUCGCUGCACACGCUGGACUCCCAGAUCGGCCACCUCCAGGACCUGUCGGCGCUGACCGUGGACACGCUGAAGGCCCUGACCGCCCAGCGCGCCUCGGAGGCCAGCAAGGUGCAUAACCAGAUCAGCCGGGAGCUCAGCCUCUCGAAGAACGUGGGCCCCGGGGACGCGGGCCCCCAGUCCAAGCCCUCCGCACUGGCCAAGCGCAGCGUGGGGGCCUUCUUCGGCUCCCCUUUCGGCUCCUCCUUCCCGCAGGCCGGGGGCAAUCUGGCCGACUCCCUGUUCGGCCUGGGGGCGGGGGGGGGCGGGGUGCCGGACGCCGGCCGCAGGGCGGGGCUGGGCCACGGGCCGGACCCCGGCGCCCCCCUGGGGGCCGAGCGGAGGGGCUGGAUGGGGCUGGGGAACCUGGCGGGCGUUGAGGCGGGCGUGUCCGGGGGCUUCCCGCCCCGGGCCCCGGCAGCGUCCCCCCCCGAGCUGCGGCACCGGGGGAACUCCUUCACCCAGAGGCAGCUGGGCCGUCCACAGGAGCCCGGCAUCUCCGACUCCUCCGCCAGCCUGCCCAACGUGCCCUCCCCGGGGGCCCGCUUCUACGUCAGCAGCACCCCCUCCCAGCCCAGUGGCUCCAGCCACCCGGAACUCACCCUGACCGGGCCCUACCGCCCCCCCCCCACCGACAGCACCGUGGUGGAGUUCGGGGCGUUCGUCGGACACAAGGACGUCGUGGAGCUUCAGUCCUCCUCCCCCAAAGACAGGCUGCCAGCGCCCAGCAGACAGCCCAGCCCGGGCGCCCGCAGCCGGCCGCAGGCUCCUUCUGAAGUCCGGCCCCACAUGAGGACGGUCAACUCGUACGCUGGCUUCACGGAGUUCGACCAGGGGCCUCCGUUCCUCCACCCGGACUCCUCUCUCAGUAAGACGGAGAGGAGCAGAGUUUCAGCAGAAGACAUCCUCCUCUACGAUGAUCCUUGCGCCACGGUCACGCUGCACCAGGAGAGUCUGCAGGUGAAGUCCGCCCAGGCCAGCAGCCUACGGGCCGGGGGCGAGGAUGUACUGAACGCGGCGGCUUGUCUCUACACCUCCAGACAUGCCCACCUGGGCCCCAGGAAGGACUCAAUCAGCUCCCCCUUCAAGCCCAUGGAGAGCUACCAGUACUCAGCCGUGGAGCGGAACAACCUGAUGAGGCUGUCGCAGAGUAUUCCCUUCACCCCGGUGCCCCCUAGAGGGGAGCCGGUGACGGUGUACCGGCUGGAGGAGAGCUCCCCCAACACCAUCAACAACAGCAUGUCCUCCUGGGCGCAGCGCGGCCUCUGUGCCAAGAUUGAGUUCCUGAGCAAGGAGGAGAUGGGCGGCGGCCUGCGGAGGGCACUCAAGGUGCUGUGCACCUGGUCCGAAUACGACCUCCUCAAGCCCGGACACCUGUACAUCGUCAAGUCCUUCCUGCCCGAGGUGGUGCAGACCUGGCAGAGCAUCUACAAGGAGGAGACGGUGCUGCACCUCUGUCUCAGGGAGAUCCAGCAGCAGCGAGCCGCUCAGAAGCUGACAUUUGCCUUUAACCAAAUCAGGCCGAAGACCAUCCCGUACUCUCCCAGGUUCCUGGAGGUGUUCCUGCUCUACUGCCACUCUGCGGGCCAGUGGUUCGCCAUCGAGGAGUGCAUCACCGGCGAGUUCCGCAAGUUCAACAACAACAACGGAGACGAGAUCGUCCCCACCAAUCUGCUGGAGGAGACCAUGCUGGCCUUCAGCCACUGGACCUACGAGUACACCCGCGGAGACCUGCUGGUCCUGGACCUGCAAGGUGUCGGGGAGAUCCUGACGGAUCCGUCUGUGAUCAAGAGUGGGGAGAAGGGGUCUUAUGAUAUGAUCUUCGGCCCGGCCAACCUGGGGGACGAUGCCAUCAGGAACUUCCGGGCCAAACACCACUGCAACUCCUGCUGCCGCAAGCUCAAACUUCCUGACUUAAAGCGGAAUGACUACACUCCCGACAAGGUGACCUUCCCCCAGGAGGACUCAAGCGACCCGGGGGGCGGGCCUAAGGACUCCCGCCAAUCAAUCAAACUCAUUCUGUGAUUAGUCCAGAGGGUGGUUGCCCUGAGUGACGGUAGAGAGAUUAACUGGACGUCGUGGCUUUGCUUCCUCUAAGGGAUGAACGCAUGCAGAAGCUGUAUUCUGGUAGACCUGUUAAAAUGUUCAGACACUUAACGACCACGAACAUUUGAAGAAGAACAACAACAAACUAUGUAAAUGGGGAAGGGAGAGGUUUUUAAGAUAUUUUUUACACAUUUUUAUGUUUUGACUAUAUAUAUAUAUAUAUAAAUAAAAUUGCUUUUGUGUCAAAAUAUAUAUCUAUAUGUAUGUAUAUAUUUCUAUACAUCUAUAUAUAGAUAUAUCUAUAUAUAAAUAUGUAGAUGUAUAGACAUAAAUGAAAUAGCUUUGUGUCACUGCAGAGGGUCAAGUAUUUAUUCCGAAUCAUUGUUGUUUCAAAGCCACAAACGGGAGGAGGUGUUUGUGAGUCUGUUACCGCCCUGCCGCCACCAGGCCUUCUGCAGAACACCUCCAUCUCGAGGAACACAGAUCAUAGCUUAAUGCAAAGAUUUCAUUUUAAUUUGAAAAAUCGUGUAAAAUAUGGGCAGAUUGCAAUGCAACUUUUACAGUUCCAUGUAAUGUAUUUAAUUUUAUUUUGUUGAACUCUUGAUGUGUCCACCAAAAAUGUGUGAUAGUUUUUAUUGUUUAAAAGGUACUAUUGCUUUAUCUUGGUCAUCAACUAUUGUAUGAGCCAAUUGGAAUCGAGUGUAUCUUAUAGAUACUGUUAUUGACAUGAAGGGAGCAGAUGAAAUAUUUUAUGCAGGGGCAAUAUGAAACAUGGGUGUAACUGUAUGUUUUGUACUGUAUCAUUGAACUAUUAAAACACAUGAAAGUGCUUUCAGUAAGGAAACGUU